Messenger RNA from Nerophis ophidion (straightnose pipefish), 2896 nucleotides. RefSeq names its product ClpB family mitochondrial disaggregase (gene clpb). The transcript is spliced from 16 exons. Lineage: Eukaryota; Metazoa; Chordata; Actinopteri; Syngnathiformes; Syngnathidae. The record is from RefSeq and is a predicted model, not a curated record. Gene Ontology annotation, biological process: cellular response to heat. Gene Ontology annotation, molecular function: ATP binding; protein binding; ATP hydrolysis activity. The coding region runs from base 173 to 2209 and encodes 678 amino acids. Gene Ontology annotation, cellular component: mitochondrion; cytoplasm.
CACCGCGCGUUCUUCGAGCACCAUCCACGCCAUGAUGACGCGACCCCUUUGAAAGUGGCUGUUGUAAAUAGCCCACGUAAAGACACUCCGGCGGCAUCAUUAGAUAUAACACGCCGGGUUAUUUUCACGCGUUUAACGAACACGGGAUUUUAUUCCAAGCUGCUUUUCCGCCAUGUUAUCGUCUCUUCCCACCAGGCUGCUUAUACGAAGGUCACGCAGCCUGUCACCAUGCAGCCGCGUCCUCCAGACCAGCGCGGGCGGUUCUUCCUGCCAGGCCAUUCGGGAGCCAACCACGGAUAUCAACCGCAACCCCGUCGUGUCCACGUCCCGGGUUUCCCGACGGGGGAUUUUGGCUGAUGACACCGCGGCUAAGAGCGGGAACCAGUCGGUGCAGUACCACCAUCUCGCCCCAAGAUGGCUGUCAAACCUGGAGAACCGUCGCAGCUCAUGGGCCGCGUUGGCCAGCAGGGGGCGCCACGACAAGCUUUGCUGGGAGGAGGGCGGGCAGAGAGAUGGAGGUGAGGGCCGAGGCGCAGGUGGAGGUGGCGCCGGGGCACAGGUGGCCUCUGCCGGCCUGGUAUCUGCUGCAGCUGCGGCCUUCUGCCUGAAGAAAGACUCUGAUAACAAAGGUGAUGCUCUCUUGGAGGCAGCCAGGACCAACAACCCGGAAGAUGUAAUCAGAUUGUUGCAGGAAGGGGUGGAUCCUAACUACCGUCACCGCCUUGGCUGGACCGCGCUUAUGGUGGCUGCCAUGAACCGACAGCACAGUGUGGUGAAGGUUCUGCUUGAAGCCGGUGCUGACCCGAAUGCUGGAGAUGACUUCAACAAUGUUUAUGACACCUCCAGAGAGAAAGGAAUACACUCACUGGAAGUUCUGGUGUCCAGAGAGGAUGAAUUCAGCAGCAGACUAAGCAGCAGGGCGGGUUUUCGAGGCUGCACCGCGCUCCACUACGCCACGCUGGCUGACGACCCAUCCACCGUCCGUGUGCUGCUGGAGUUUGGUGCAAACCCCCUACACAUCAAUGGUCUGGGACACACAGCGCAGGCCUAUGCCAAAGAAGGAGAAGUGCGCACACUUUUGCAGGAAUGGGAAGGAAAGUUCCAGGAGGCGAAAGCUAAGCGAGAGGCGGAGGAGAGGAGAAGGUUCCCCCUGGAGAGGAGGCUGAAGGAGCACAUCAUCGGACAGGAAGGGGCCAUCAACACCGUGGCUUCAGCCAUCAGAAGGAAGGAGAACGGCUGGUACGAUGAAGAGCAUCCGCUCGUGUUCCUCUUCCUCGGCUCGUCAGGAAUUGGGAAGACGGAGUUGGCCAAACAGGUGGCGCGCUACAUGCACAAGGACAUCAAAAAGGGAUUCAUCCGCAUGGAUAUGUCCGAGUUCCAGGAAAAACACGAGGUCGCAAAGUUCAUUGGCUCGCCGCCAGGAUACGUGGGACACGAGGAAGGAGGUCAGCUGACCAAGCUGUUGAAGGCGUGUCCUAAUGCCGUCGUCCUGUUUGACGAAGUGGACAAGGCUCACCCGGACGUCCUCACCAUCAUGCUGCAGCUUUUCGACGAGGGUCGUCUCACAGACGGCAAGGGAAAGACCAUCGAAUGCAAAGACGCCAUCUUCAUCAUGACGUCGAACGUGGCGAGCGAAGAGAUUGCCCAGCACGGACUGCAGCUGCGGCAGGAAGCGGAGGAGGUCAGCCGCAGGAAGCUGGCAGAUAAUCUAGAGGACGUACAGAAAGGAGACGACAUUAGAAUCUCCAGGAAGUUUAAGGAUUCUGUCAUCCGCCCGAUCCUGAAGGCACAUUUCAGGAGGGACGAGUUUCUGGGUCGGAUCAACGAAAUCGUCUACUUCCUGCCGUUCUGUCACUCGGAGCUGCUGCAGCUGGUCAGCAAGGAGCUUAGCUUCUGGGCCAAGAAGGCCAAGCAGCGCCAUGACAUCACUCUCCAGUGGGAUCGCACGGUUCUGGACUUGCUGGCGGGCGGAUACAACUUGCAUUACGGAGCACGCUCUAUCAAACAUGAGGUUGAGCGGCGGGUGGUGAACCAGUUGGCCGCCGCCUACGAGCAGGAGCUGCUGCCCAAAGGCUGCACCCUGCGUCUCUCCGUCCAGUCCGAGGGCCAGGAAGAGCGCGGCACGCCCAGUCUGCGCCUGGAGGUGGUCGGGGAGGACAGCUCGUCCAGAAUGCUGGACAUCCGCCCCCCGCUCAGCCCCGGACACUAAAACACUGCCGAGUGUCUUGCGGUAGCAACACAACUACAACACAUUGAAACGUUUUGGUGAAAGAUGAAAUUUCUCGUUUUUGUUCACUUCUCUGCACAUUUAGGACUAGCGGGCAUAAAUAUUACAACCAUGCACAUGUGAAUUUAUGGCGUUGUAGAUUAUGCAUGCUAAUUGUGACGAGUUGUUGAUGCUUUAGCGCUCCAAAGACAAAAAUAUUCCCAUUAAAGGAUCAUAAAUGUUUGAAGAAGCAAUUUGUGCACAAACCUCCGCUGUGUAAAUAAAGUUGUCGCCACAAAAAAAAAAGCUAAUUCUUCUUGUUUUUGUUCUGUUGCUGUCACACUGACUGACACUGCUGAUGGAUGUUUGUGUGCGUGUGUGUCCCUGGGUGGGAGUCGUACUACAAUAACGCUUGUCCACCUUGUGAGACGACAUGACAGGAGAAUCGCUGUGGAAUUCUGUUGUCUUGCAGGGAAUGCAGAGAACGUCCUGCAGGAAGGUUUUUCUCCAUGGGAAGAAUGAGCUUGCAUUCACUGCUCGGACCUCCCAACAACACAACUUUGAUUUACUAUUCAUCAACUUUUUAUUUACUUCUUAGUUUGGACUCUCCGUCUUAUUGUCGGAAUAACCAACAGGCCGCAAAGAUCUCCAUGAUGGAUUUUUUGACACCCAAAAAAAUAUACACACUAA